Molecule: messenger RNA, 1705 nt
Organism: Ochotona curzoniae (black-lipped pika)
Lineage: Eukaryota; Metazoa; Chordata; Mammalia; Lagomorpha; Ochotonidae
Gene: SERPINC1
Product: serpin family C member 1
Exons: 6
Coding region: 387-1628 (413 amino acids)
Biological process (GO): regulation of blood coagulation
Molecular function (GO): serine-type endopeptidase inhibitor activity
Source: RefSeq, a predicted model, not a curated record
AUUCUUUAUUUCUGGGGCCUGAAGCCCUGAGUGCACCUCAACAGCCAUCAGUUGAUUCGAUGGUCCUUUGUACUCCCAACAGGGCUCUCUCCAGGCAAGUGGAACCGCCCACUGGCUAGAAGUUGUCCUUGUUUCAGAGGCUUUGCCCUUCCCCUGACCACGUCCCAUGGAUGGGGUGGGGCCCUGCACUUCACUGAGGCAAGCCUGGAGCUGGCAAUUGGGGGAGGGGGUCUCCAAGCGCAGCCUAACUUAGUGUGCUGUCCCCUCGCAGGAAGUCAUGUCUCCUGUCCGUGUUGCUCCUUGGCCUCUGGGGCAGUGUGGCCUGUCACGAGAGCCCUGUGGAGGACAUCUGCCUCGCCAAGCCCCGUGACUUGCCCGUGAACCCCAUGUGCAUCUACCGCUCCCCCGAGAAGAAGACAGCAGAAGAGGAGCAGUCAGAGCCCAAGCUCCCCGAGGCCACCAACCGGCGGGUCUGGGAACUGUCCAGGGCCAAUUCCCGCUUCGCCACCACCUUCUACCAGCACUUGGCGGGCUCCAAGUCGAACAAUGACAACAUCUUCCUGUCGCCCCUCAGCAUCUCCACGGCUUUUGCUAUGACCAAGCUCGGCGCCUGUAACGACACCCUCAAGCAGCUGAUGGAGGUGUUUAAGUUUGACACCAUCUCUGAGAAAACAUCUGAUCAGGUCCACUUCUUCUUUGCCAAACUGAACUGCCGACUGUACCGCAAAGCCAACAAGUCCUCCAAGUUGGUGUCUGCCAAUCGCCUUUUCGGAGACAAAUCCCUCACCUUCAACGGGACCUACCAGGACAUCAGUGAGGCCGUGUACGGGGCCAAGCUGCAGCCCCUGGACUUCAAGGGCAGCGCCAAGCAGGCCAGGGCCGUCAUCAACGACUGGGUCUCCAACAAGACCGAAGGCCGCAUCCAGGAGGUGCUCCCCGAGGGCGCCGUCGACGAGCUCACCGUCCUGGUGCUGGUGAACACCAUUUACUUCAAGGGCUUGUGGAAGUCCAAGUUCAGCCUUGAGAACACGAGAGAUGAGCUGUUCUUCAAGGCCGACGAGGCCUCCUGCUCAGUGCCGAUGAUGUACCAGGAAGGCAAGUUCCGCUAUCGGCGUGUGGCAGAGGGCACCCAGGUGCUGGAGCUGCCCUUCAGAGGGGAUGACAUCACCAUGCUGCUCAUCCUGCCCCAGCCCGGGAAGAGCCUGGCCAAGCUGGAGCGGGAGCUCAGCCCCGAGACGCUGCAGGAGUGGCUGGACGAGCUGGGGGAGACCCUGCUGGCGGUCCACAUGCCGCGCUUCCGCAUCGAGGACGGCUUCAGUCUGAAAGAGAAGCUGCGAGUCAUGGGCCUUGUGGAUCUGUUCAGCCCUGAAAAGUCCCAGCUCCCAGGCAUUGCUGCAGGCGGCAGGGAGGAGCUCUACGUGUCCGACGCGUUCCAUAAGGCGUUUCUCGAGGUGAACGAGGAGGGCAGUGAAGCAGCCGCAAGCACCGCCGUCGUCAUCGCUGGCCGUUCGCUGAACCUGAACAGGGUGACCUUCAAGGCCAACAGGCCCUUCCUGGUUCUCAUCCGGGAAGCCGCUCUGAACACCAUCAUCUUCAUGGGCAGAGUAGCCAACCCUUGUGUCAGAUAGAGUAGUCUUACUCUUUGUAUUUCUUCCUAUUUUGGUUUGUGAACAUGACUAAAAUAAAGACAGCUGCUCCCAUCUCA